GCACAUCACUAAUCCCAACUGCCUCGCAACGAGCUUUUCCCCCAUUGACGCUACCUUCUGCUUUACGUGACGCUGGGCCGGAGUGCUUCUUCCAUAAGCGAGGUUCUUAUCGGCUUUCGAGACUCCGCUGAUCAGAUCCCAUUGCCGGAUGUCGGAGUCGGGGCACAGUCAACCUGGAUUGUAUGAACGACGCCGUCGCUGGAACCGGGAGAAGGAACUGGGUCACCAAAGCCUGUCUGGACCAGGGCGAGAGCGUGACUAUGUCCCCUGGGACCGGGAUCGAGACCGAGAUCGAGACCGACGGGAACCAAUGGAUGAACCAGUGGGGACAGUGAUGCAGAAGACACCCAUCAUUCUGGCCAAACCUCCGGCAGAGAGGUCCAAGGUGGCUCCAGCCGCUACCCCUGUCCCAGCACCUCCUGCUGCUCCUGCCAUGGAAAAGCCCAUUGUGCUGAUGAAGUCCCGAGAGGAAGGCAAAGGCCCUGCUGGAACCACAGAGGUGUCUGCUCAGCCCCCUGCAGCUGUGGCCAAGGUGGAGAAGGAAGGCCAGCGUCCCACCCAGCCGGUCUAUCAGAUCCAGAAUCGGGGCAUGGGCUCGGCUGCAUCCGGCGGCAUUAUGGACCCUGUAGUUGGCCAGGCAAAGUUGUUAGCCCCGGAGAAGAUGAAACAUAGCAUCAAGCUGGUGGAUGAUCAGAUGAACUGGUGUGACAGUGCUAUUGAGUACCUCCUGGACCAAACAGAUCUGCUUGUAGUUGGGGUAUUAGGACUGCAAGGUACUGGGAAGUCCAUGGUGAUGUCACUGCUAUCAGCCAAUCAACCUGAAGAAGAUCAGAGGACAUACGUGUUUCGCACUCAGAGCCAAGAAAUCAAAGAACGUGGGGGCAACCAGACUAGUGGAAUCGAUUUCUUUAUUACCCAGGAGCGAAUCAUCUUCCUUGAUACUCAGCCCAUUCUCAGUCCCUCCAUCCUAGAUCACCUGAUCAAUAAUGACCGCAAGCUGCCUCCAGAGUACAAUCUACCCCAUACUUAUGUUGAGAUGCAGUCCCUUCAGAUCGCUGCCUUCCUCUUCACCGUCUGCCAUGUGGUGAUUGUGGUGCAAGACUGGUUUACUGACUUGAGCCUAUACAGGUUCCUCCAGACUGCUGAAAUGGUAAAGCCCUCCACUCCGUCUCCCAGCCAUGAGUCCAGCAGCUCUUCUGGCUCCGAUGAGGGGACCGAAUACUAUCCACACAUUGUUUUUCUCCAAAACAAAGCCAAGAGAGAAAACUUCUGCCCUCGGAACCUGAAACAGAUGCAUCUUGUUAUUGACAAGAUUAUGAUGCAUUCACAUCUGAAAUACAAAGGUACCCUUUCCAUGCUCGAUUGUAACAUAUUCCCUGGCCUGCCACAGAGCUACCUGGACACAGAGGUCAACCUGUUCUUACUGCCCUUCAUGGAUUCUGAAACAGAUGACGUGCUGCCCAGAGCAACCCCGGGCAGCGGCCCUCUCUUCUCCCUCCUUCCUGGAUACAAAGGACACCCCAGCUUCCAGUCUCUCAUUGCCAAGCUUCGGAGCCAGAUGAUGUCCAUGUCCCGGCCUCAGCUCUCCCAUACGAUCCUGACAGAAAAGAACUGGUUCCACUAUGCAGCGCGCAUCUGGGAUGGCGUCAAGAAGUCCUCUGCUCUCUCUGAGUAUAGCCGGCUGCUGGCGUGAGCACCGUGUCUCCAUACUGGAACUGCUGAGAGGCAUUGCCAUCCCUGAGCUGGAGCAGACCAGGGUAUCUGCCCCAUCAUGCCGAGGCCCAGGACGCUAUGUCUCCCGGAGAAGGGAGGUGCAACUCCUUCGGUGGUCCCGGAAGAUUGAAGAGGAAAAAUGCAAGAUUGGCUUUGCCAUCCCUAAAGGACCAUCUUGUUCAAAACGGAUCUUGUCCCUUGGGGUCUGGCCUAGAUGGGAGAGCUGCUCCUAUACUAAUUCCAGAGCUGCUGGGUCUUGAACAAGGGAGGGUUCAAAUCUGCAGUCUCCUGAUGGGAGGGGGACAAUGAAACUCCUCUGCAUUGCAAUAGCAGGUGAGGCCAAAGAUCAGUGGGGAAUUAGUGUUGUUUGUUUAUUCGCAGGGUUUCCACCCUACUUCAUAAAAGCUUUCAUUUUGCGGGGCAUGUAUCUUGCCUUCUUAUCUCUCUAUUCCAACCUGUGUCCCUUCUGCCUGUUUGGCCCUAUUUUUCCUGGUCCCCUGAUGCAAACUGGACAGACUUCUUUUUUGCACGGAUGGUUAUUCUUGUUUAAUAAACUGUUGAAGUUGCUUCCAUUUUGAUGGAUGUUUUGACACACACAGACACACAAAAUAAAUCACUGUUGUGUGAUCAUCUGCACUUUGCAAGUAUUGGAGGAGUGUCAUUCUAAAGAUGCGGCAGUUUUCACAGUCGUUUUUAUAUGUGGGACGAGAGGUAUCUAGAAAAGUAUUAUAGCAGGGUCUUCUCAUUUUUUAAUUUGCAAUUGGAUUCUUUUUGCCUUCAAUUUUGGCUAGCAAAUUGGCUCCGGUUUGAACAAUUUAGUCCAAUACAGAUUGAAGAUAAGAAUUUAUUGAAUUAGGGUCUUCAAUUCACUUUCAAAAAUCAGUUUGACUUUGAACAGAUCUUUAAGUCGAUUCAGUUCAGUUUAACUUGAAUCAUCAAUCCAAAAUGGACUUGAUUGAAUGGCUUUGAAUUGAAAUCUAUGGAUCAAAACCUCACCUCCUAUGUUUCUAAUAUAGUGUUUGCUCUCCAGUUUUAGACAGUAUUGUGAGUUUCAUCCAGUAUUGCUUCGCAUCUGAAGAGUGGCAGAAUCCUAAUACAUAACAUGCACAUUCAAAUUUGUCACAGUAUCCAAAUAAAUUGAUGUAAAAGUUUUUUAAAGGGUCUUAUUUUUGGCAAGGAACUAAUAUUUUUAUUUGUAAUGUUUCUGACUUAGUAUCUUUGGGGUGCCCCAGAAAUUCUUUUUCCAAAAGGCAGCUGGACUUUCUUGGUUUUUUUCCUUUGAAAACAUUUCAUGUCUCAUCCAAGAAGUUCAGAAGGAGGUUUCUUGGAUGAGAAGUGA
Notechis scutatus (mainland tiger snake) is the source of this 3052-nucleotide messenger RNA. It is a transcript of the gene SMG9, whose product is annotated as SMG9 nonsense mediated mRNA decay factor. The record is from RefSeq and is a predicted model, not a curated record. Gene Ontology annotation, biological process: nuclear-transcribed mRNA catabolic process, nonsense-mediated decay. Lineage: Eukaryota; Metazoa; Chordata; Lepidosauria; Squamata; Elapidae.